Messenger RNA from Fusarium fujikuroi IMI 58289, 1266 nucleotides. Its product is annotated as probable glucosamine-6-phosphate isomerase. The coding region runs from base 1 to 1266 and encodes 421 amino acids. The transcript has 3 exons. Gene Ontology annotation, cellular component: cytoplasm. The record is from RefSeq and is a predicted model, not a curated record. Gene Ontology annotation, biological process: N-acetylglucosamine catabolic process; N-acetylneuraminate catabolic process; carbohydrate metabolic process. NCBI's taxonomy places the organism in Eukaryota, Fungi, Ascomycota, Sordariomycetes, Hypocreales, Nectriaceae. Gene Ontology annotation, molecular function: identical protein binding; glucosamine-6-phosphate deaminase activity.
AUGCGGCUCAUCAUCCGUGACGACGAGACUGAGGCAUGCAAGUAUGUCGCCAAUUACGUCGUGGACCGCAUCAAUGCCUUCCAACCCACACCCGAGCAUCCCUUUAUCCUCGGCCUCCCUACAGGUUCUAGCCCUAUCGGAGUGUAUGAUAUGCUAGUACGCAAGUACAAGGCUGGCGAAGUCUCGUUCGAGAAUGUAGUCACCUUCAACAUGGACGAGUAUGUCGGUCUUCCUCGAGACGACCCCAACUCCUACCACUCCUUUAUGUGGAAGCACUUCUUCUCUCAUGUCAACAUCCACCCUUCCAACGUCCACAUACUCGAUGGCAACGCUGCCAGCCCGGAGGCCGAAUGUGACGCAUACGAGGAAGCUAUCAAGGCAGCUGGUGGUAUUGAUCUCUUCUUGGCCGGCAUUGGUGAAGACGGGCACAUCGCUUUCAACGAACCCGGAUCAAGCCUUGCCAGUCGUACCCGAGUCAAGACAUUGGCAUACGACACCAUUCUUUCUAACUCGCGCUUCUUUGACAACGAUGUAAGCCGGGUGCCAAGAAUGGCUUUGACUGUGGGCGUCCAAACAGUCCUUGAAGCAAGAGAGGUUGUUGUCAUUAUCCUUGGGGCCCGCAAGGCGCUUGCACUGCAAAAAUGCGUCGAACAAGGUGUCAAUCACAUGUGGUCGCUAUCAUGCCUUCAGCUCCACCCCCAUCCCAUGAUUGUUGUGGACGAGGACGCCACAUUGGAACUUCAGUACUUCAAGAGCAUCGAGAAAGUUGCUCGCGAGCAGGGAUUCGAGCAGAUUCUUCCCUCCAAAGUACGAACUGGCAAUGUUGCUAUCCCUGAAACCAAGAUUCAGAGAGCUCAGAGUCCUACGAUUAUCGCUCCGGAGCCGAUUGCUUCACACCUCUUGCGAGCGACACCUGCGGGCGAUUACUCUAUGAGAACCCCUUCGCCCGAUUUGUUCCCCGACCGAAUGGCGUCGCGUAUUCCGGAACCGAACCUGAACCGCAGACUUACCCCCAACCUCGAAGUUCAGACCGACGUCCCAAAGACGAAAGUUGAGAUGAUUGAUAGUGCUGUCGCCAUGUCUCCAGACGCCCCUGUCGCGAACUUGCUCCAACCGAUGACCGCAAACAUUAAGGCAAUGCGAUCACCGUCGCCAGACCUGGUUCCUGACAGUAUGGCCUCGCGCAUUCCUGAGCCAGAUCUAAGCCGCAGGUUGACACCCAACCCUGAACUACAGAAGAAAAUCAACACCGUCGGGGCGCAUUAA